Messenger RNA from Oryzias melastigma (Indian medaka), 2903 nucleotides. It is a transcript of the gene ca7, whose product is annotated as carbonic anhydrase VII. Gene Ontology annotation, cellular component: cytoplasm. NCBI's taxonomy places the organism in Eukaryota, Metazoa, Chordata, Actinopteri, Beloniformes, Adrianichthyidae. The transcript is spliced from 7 exons. The record is from RefSeq and is a predicted model, not a curated record. Gene Ontology annotation, biological process: regulation of intracellular pH. Bases 443 to 1231 code for a protein of 262 amino acids. Gene Ontology annotation, molecular function: zinc ion binding; carbonate dehydratase activity.
AAAGCAUUGCUACUAACAAUUUCAAUUGAAUUAUGUACAAAUGUGAACACAGUAUUAUUUAUAAUAAAAUAACAUUUAUUUGUUAUUUUAUUAUUCAUUCAUUUCCAAUAAAUUAAUCUCUGAAGAAUUUAAUCAAUCAAAACAAAAAAAAAAAUAAAAGAAAAGAAAAGAAUAAAACUUCCAUAAACUAAUAUUGAUCUUUUUUCCCGAAAGCAUGUCUAAAAGCUAUAACCAGACAAAUCCCCAUUCAUAGUAAUAUGGUGUUGGCUAUAUAUUUGUAUAAACGUGCGUGUCUGGUAGUGUGUAGGCGUGAGGGGGCGUGUCCUUCUUCUUUGCGAGCAAAAUAAAGCCCAUCAACAACAGUACAGGUGCUUAAGCUUAUCUGUGUCCGUCCUUCAACGCUGUGCAGCACGGAGAGCCCGCUCCAGACUGACAGCAGACAAUGACAGGACACCACUGGGGAUACGGAGAAGAGGACGGUCCCUCAGCAUGGCAUAAAAAUUACCCAGUUGCCCAGGGAAGCCGACAGUCUCCUAUUGACAUUAUCCCUCAUCAGGCUUUACAGGAUCGCAGUCUGGGCCCCAUCGUCCUGAACUAUGAUCACUGUACUUCCAUCAACAUUUCCAAUAAUGGACACUCUGUUGUAGUGGAGUUUGAUGACUCUGAUGAUCGCUCAGUGAUCCAGGGAGGCCCUCUUGACAAUCCCUACAGGCUGAAACAGUUCCACUUCCAUUGGGGUGGAAAGGGAUGUGAGGGCUCUGAGCACACUGUUGACGGCUAUGGCUAUGCAUCAGAGCUUCAUUUAGUUCACUGGAAUGCUGUAAAAUACAGUUCGUUUGGGGAAGCAGCAACAGCUCCCGAUGGCCUCGCUGUUCUCGGCAUUUUUCUAGAGACAGGUGACGACCACAGAUGGCUUCAUGUGAUAACAGAUGCUCUGUAUAUGGUCAAAUUUAAGGGUAGUGUGACUGAUUUCAAAGGUUUCAAUCCAAAGUGCCUUCUUCCCAGUAGCCUCCACUACUGGACUUAUCUGGGAUCACUGACUACCCCUCCACUACACGAGAGCGUCAUCUGGAUUGUCCUGAAGGAGCCAAUCGCUGUGUCUGAGAAGCAGCUGGGAAAGUUCAGGUUGCUGCUUUUCUCUGGAGAGGAAGAAGAUCAGAGAACACGCAUGGAAAACAACUUCAGACCUCCUCAACCUCUAAAAGGAAGGAAAGUCCGCUCUUCUAAUUAAUGUGACCUCAGGGUCACCUAAAGCCAUUGAAUUCUGUUUUUAGACCAAAGUAAACAGUUUCUUUCUUUAUAUUUUGUAUGAAAGGAAAAAAAAAGAUGAAUCAGGUUAAUUGUCAGUAAGAAGGACUCUACUUAUUGGGUCAAAAAAGAAAUGUCAUUGCGAUGUUUAAUUUAAAGAAAUGGAUUAUAACAAGAAAGCCAUAUUUUUUGUGUAAUAUUUUAAACCAUAUCCAAAUAUGCAAAUCCCUUACUUUGUGCAGCACUUUUGCAUGAUCACACAUGCAGCUUCAUACAGCAGAAUUAUCUGUCCCUGCUCUUAUAGAUACUCUGUUCUACCACCCUGCUGGCAGAGGAUCAACAGCUUUCUUACUGCCCUCUUGUGUGCUGUUGAUCUGGCCUGGUGGCGACAUGUUCCCUGUCCUUAAGUCCAUAGAUCCCCUUCAAUCAGAUUAGAGGUGCUUUUACAUCGCCUGAUCUGGUGUACAGAAAAAAAAAAGGAAAUGGAAGUUUUAGGGUUGAUUAUCCCUUGAUUUUAAAGGACCUGAAUCAUGAUGGGGAUCUUCUUAUGUUUUUGAUGUACUCACAAUUGCAACGAGGUCCUGUUUUAGUGGGUUUAACAAGAGCAGACGGCGGUUUUGUCCUGAACAUCUUGUUCAGUUUUAUGUGCAAUACAGACACUGACAUGCCUGGCAGAGGCCUUGAUGUUGCAUUUAGCCAAGUUUUAAAAACUGAUUCCCUCCACUCCAUUUAUUGAUUGACACAAGGGAGAACCCAAAAAAGUACACCUAAAUAUAUAAAAAAAUGUAAAAUAUUUUUAAAAUUAGUUUGGAUUGUAUAAAUAUGGGACUGAUGUGUGGUUUGCGUUAUUUUGUGUUGCAUUUUUGUUGAUUGGAAUAAAAUUUUAAGUAAACCCAAUUGUUUCUGUUGUUGUAUAAAUUGAUUGACAAGUUCAUAUGGAAUACUAUAUUUUUAGGUAAACUCAUGAUUUUCAAAUAUGGACUCCAAUAGCAUAAAGAUAAAAGUAAAACAGAGCUUUACUGAGACAGAAAUACAUGACAUAGAAACAUAUAUGAAAAUAAUUGUACAUAAAGAUAAAAAAAGCAUGUUUUUUCAUAGAUAUUGUAAUUGAUCUAUUUUCCUGAUUUACACAGAAUUGACUUGAAAGAUAUUGAUCAAAACAAGUGCUUAAAUUCCCCUUUGCAUAAGCAUCCUGGUAAAAAAAAUAAAUAAAAUGGAUAAAAACGUUUUUGCAAAAACUAUUCAAUUAAAAUACCACUAAAUUAUUACACAAUUAACUUAUAUGUAUUUAACAAAUAUGUAUUGUAAUUUAUGGAGAGUGCUGCUAUUUGUCGAUCAUCCUGCAGGUGGCAGCAUUUACCCUCUUUUGUUUGAACUCUGCAUGAGCUGAUUUGUUUUUCAGAUAUGUGGAUUAAAAAAGACAUGUAAAAAUAACACCCAUGAGCUAAUAAAAGAAAAAUAGCUGAGUAAAGAAAUACAAUGAUCUAUAGAUGAUAUCAGGUCACCGUAGAAACACAGGUUAUCAGCUGAAGGUGGCAGCUUCAUUUUCUUCUCGGUCAAUAUUGCCUGACCUUGCUAUUGUCUCUGUUGUUUUAAAGCUGCAGAUGGAAUCAAGAGGUUACAUUACCUUGACUAGUUCUGACAUUAAUGUGGAA